GAUGUACUAGGUAUGCUGCAUUUCUGCCAAAGCAGUCAGCAGAGUCAUGUCAGAUGAUCCUGCUGAGGCUAAGAGACCCCUCGCUAGACCUCUACAGUUUCAACCUCAGUGUCAAGUGGCUGCUCAUGUCAGUGACUGCCCAGCUGCUAAGUGAAGGCCAACAAUCAGAGUACAAGAUCAUCUACGAUGCAGACAGCUACACAAUGUCACACGUAAUGAGAAACCCUCUGUCUGCAGUUAGGCAUUACCUCGACUUCGGACAGAAAGCAUCGGCCAUUAGGGUGGUGGAGAUCCACUUCAUCAAUUCAAGUUCAGUUGUAAAGAAACUCAUAUCACUAGUGAAACCAUUCAUGAACAAGCACAUCAUGAAAAUGCUACAUUUCCACACCUCUUCUGAUGCCUUCUUCAAAUCCCUUCCUAAGGAUCAGACUCCAAGUGAUUACGGUGGAACUGCACCCAGCUUGGAUGUACUUACAGCCGAAAACACAAAACGUGUAGAAGAGAUGAGAGAAGCCCUGCUUGCACACAACCAACAGAAAGUGGACGAAAGUAAGAGAAUUGGAAAGAAGAAGAAAUCUAAAGUGGAGGAAGACUUUAAAAAAUUGGAGAUUGACUAGUUGCUCGAAUCGUAAUUGAAGAUUUUAAAAGACAAAUAGUUUGAUCUUAAUUAAUUCUGUUAAGCUUUGACAACCAUGUACAGUACAUUGCUCAGUAAAUUUAUUUUCUAAUA
Macrosteles quadrilineatus (aster leafhopper) is the source of this 730-nucleotide messenger RNA. Its product is annotated as alpha-tocopherol transfer protein-like. The transcript has 4 exons. Bases 54 to 617 code for a protein of 187 amino acids. Gene Ontology annotation, molecular function: phosphatidylinositol bisphosphate binding. Gene Ontology annotation, cellular component: membrane. The record is from RefSeq and is a predicted model, not a curated record. NCBI's taxonomy places the organism in Eukaryota, Metazoa, Arthropoda, Insecta, Hemiptera, Cicadellidae.